Molecule: messenger RNA, 1026 nt
Organism: Danaus chrysippus (African queen)
Lineage: Eukaryota; Metazoa; Arthropoda; Insecta; Lepidoptera; Nymphalidae
Source: the annotation of a GenBank genome assembly
AUGGAUUCUUUUAUGGAUUUCUAUUUUGAAGAAGUGUUUGCCCAUAUUGAGCGAGAUGGUCUGAAUGAGAGAUAUAAGAGAAGAGAAUUAGUCGAGUAUUUCCAUUCAGUUAUCGCAGGAUGUGCCAAAGGUCAAAACCAGUCAGAUAACGAGACUUGUAAAGCUUUCGUGUCAUCUGCGGUACGUUUCCACAAUCGUUGUAAAUCAGCUAAUGGCGAUGUUUGUCUUAUGGGAAAGUAUCAUAAUCUUCUAUACAUUGCUAUGAAGCUGGCUUUUGAUUGGAGUCUUCAAGACAAUGGAAUGGUCGGCGCAUUAUUGGAUGAAUUGUACGCUUGUGAAGGAACAUUUGAAAGAAUAUUUCUCGGUGCAAUUUUCGGGACAUCAGCUCCAUAUUUUCUAGCUGGUUGGAAAUCUGAUUUCUCGGAUAAAGAAGAAAAUAUUCAUGCUCUCGUCUUUUUUCUUGACCACGCGACAAAUGCAAGCUUAGAAUUUAAUGAUGGUUCAAAGAAAUAUCGCUUUAUCGAUGUGCCUUUAGAAAGUUGUGGAAAGGCUUCCCCAGUUAGAGUUGUGAUACAAAUGGGAGCAUCAGAAAUUUUGAUGAUACUAUUAAGGUUUGGGGCCCAGUUUACAUCAGAUCAUGUUUCUUCAAACCCGGUCGAAUGUAUUCUUGACAGACUAAAGGAGUAUAAUAGGAAAUAUCCUUAUGAACUGGUAGCAUGUCUUAAACUCGCGUUAAGAGCAGUUCCAAGCCUCAGUCUAACAGUCGACAAACCAGCUUUAAAACAUUUAAACUUACCAGACGAUUAUAAUUAUCAAAGGAAAAUUGCCCUUGAAAGAUACGGUGAAAUACUUGAAGAUCAUUUAUUACCUAGUUCACGAUGUGGUUUGAAACCAGUGGAGUUGAAACAUCUUUGUAGAUGCCAAAUAAGACAAAUGUUGUGGCAAAAUUUUGAGCUUCCAUUCGGUAUUCAAAAACUUCCUCUACCCAUUUCACUUAAGAAAUAUCUAGAUUUGUUCGACGAUUAA